Molecule: messenger RNA, 24950 nt
Organism: Coregonus sp. 'balchen'
Lineage: Eukaryota; Metazoa; Chordata; Actinopteri; Salmoniformes; Salmonidae
Source: the annotation of a GenBank genome assembly
AUGAAGAAGUGUUGUGAGCGAGAGGGGGCAGGCAGGCAGGCAGCAGAGGCUGGGGGGAGCUCUCUCUGCUACGCCCCACAAGAGAUCCGUCUGGAGAAUGCUGAGGUGACAGCUGUUGUAUUCAGUGACGUUGAAUAGAGUUAAAAUCUGGACUGUGGAUCACUGCAAUGUUCCUGAAAAAGCAUGUUGAAGUGUGGAGGUGUGGAAUUAGACACUGUAAGAGUAGGACAGCUCAGAAUGACAUGCAGCCCCUUUUUAAAGGUGUACAAAUUUACCUGGGGAUUAUUUUGUAAUCUGAGCUCUUGUGCGGCUGUGUGGUAUUCUAAUUCUCUGGGAGUUGUGUGGAUUUGUGCAGGCUGAAGUUAGAUGGGAUUUUGGGGCUAGGCUGAGGCUCUCUUCUGGUUUACCGGGUGAUGUUUUAGAACCGCCUCGCCAGCACAGGAUGGGCUACGCUGGACGGAACUUGCAGGUUGCCUUGGAAACAUAAUAGAAACAUGGUCAAUAAUAAAAUAAUGAAAAAUUGUAUUUAUGCAAGUGGGGUCUGGGGAACACUUAAAUGUGCUUUUUACUGGGAGCCAGUUAUCCCUGUUAAAUACCUUCAUUUAUACAUAGGAUCACCGUCUGCUGCUAGUAAUAAUGUCUAACAACAUAAUCCAUACACCAAUCAUUUUGUUGUGAGGAGAGGGGCUUCUUACUUUGGGAAACAGUCAGGAACGCCAGGAUAUUGCUCUUGCCUCAUGACACAGAGGUGUUUUCUACUGAGUUAAAGCUUUGUCACUGACAAUCUCCUCAAUGCUGUAGUUAUUAUCUUAACUGGAAUAAUGAUAGUUAUUGCAAUUAUGAUGCGUGCUUAUAUGGUAUCAUCAGUUUACAGUAAGAAGCACUGCUCAGGCCUCUAAAUCCAACCUUUUGUUAAGUCAGUGAGAAAAUCACAUUGACAAACUCAUAGGUUAUUUUGUAAAAUGGAAUAUUAUAUUCUAGUAUUGAGUUAUAUGUUAUUGCUGUCUUUAGUGAGUGUGUUUCUCUUGGUGCAUCAGUGAUUAGGAUAGCAGAACUCCAAUAGCACAUUAUCAUCGCAAUUUCAGCCUGAUCUAAAUGUGUAAUCACUUUACACACGCUAUAAUGUGUCUCUCGUCGUAUAGCUUUCAUUUCUCUUUGAUUACAUGUGAAUAUGGAAGCACAGGAAAUAUCUAUUUACCAUGAGAACUGAAGGAGAUUGAAAUGUUUGAAGUACUUCACGGAUUGCCAGUCAAAAUAAAGCAUUUAACCAUACCGUGCUGGUAGUGAAAUGUAAAUCUUUGAUUUGAUUCAAAAUGUUCUAUCCAGAAACCAUUUUUAGAGGGUAUUUGUGCUAGUAAAGUUUGAUGGGGCUUUGGGUCUGUGUUUCGGUCCAGGUUACAUAGUUGGUAACUACAGUAUAGGAGUGUAAGUGCUAUAGUAGAUCAUAUGAGGCCAUAAAAGUCAUGUACGUAGUGGCUUGUCAAGUGGUGAGCUCAGAUCAGAUGUGUGUUGACUGCAGGGCUGAAUAUGUGAACAGGAUAUUUCAGUGGAUGUUGUUGUAGCAUUGUCAAUAUAUCAAUAGACUGUCGAGUAGAGACCUGAGAGUGGAAGCAUUUUCAAAAGAACAUUUAAGUACAUUUGCUGAGAAUUAGCUGACUUGUGUAGUAACUGAUAGGCCUUAUUGACUGUGGCCCAGUUUACUGUUGUCAAAUCAAUGCUGUUGCGUGCUAGUCGCACUACUUUUAAACAAACUUAACAGGCCAAGGGGCUGCUCAGCGGGCACUGGAGAGAAAUAAAGAAGAUUGAUGCCCUUUUUAUUAUCAGUUUUUUGCCAUAUUUCCCUCGCUGCGUUACUUACAGAUGGCAUUAUCGGAUAUCCAUUGUUUGGAGUUCAAUGCUUUUAAAUGGGCUGAUAUAUUGAGCUGAGGCUUUUAAGGUCAUUACAGGGGAUUUCUGUAUUUGACUUGGCAGAAAAAUCUAAUGAAUUGCCGGUCUGAAAGUUUUAAAUAUUUAUGAUUUUUUAUUUUGCAAUAGCGAGGAAGUAGAGGUGAAAUGAGCCCUGUAUUGGUAAGUAGCCUAGCAGACUGCAGCUGGGGACAGUAAUGUAUGUGGAGAGAGAGAAAGCGGGAGAGAGAGAGAAGGAGAGAAAGAGAGAGAGGUCUCUCUCUAGAAACACGCUCCUCACACAAUUAUUUUUCCUGUCUGCAUACUGCAAACCGCAUUUGAAAAUGUGUGUAUGUCUCUACCACAUGUGUGCGGUUUUCUGCAGUUUUAUGUCCAUAUUAAAGAGAGGAAGCCAUAAAGAUAUUUGUGUCAUGGUCUUGAAUAAAUUUAGAAUUAUAACUUUGGGGCUUGUAUAAAAAAUUAUGAUGGUUAUCAUUAUUAUUAUUAUUAUUAUUAUUAUUAUUAUAUUUUCAAAUGAACUGUAAUUAUUUUCUAAAUGUGUUCAUAUUAGUGUGGAUACAGCAGAGAAAAUAGAUGAGAGAAAAUAUAAUACAUUUCCUCUAUCUCUGUUUUGAUGAACAAAAAUGAUUUCUCUAAUUUUAUUGUUUUAAUGAAAAUAAAUUGCAAAAUGCACUCAUGGUGAUCAAGCAGCACAGGGCAGAAAGCAAAUCCCACCCUCUUUGUCUGGUAACCUUUUAACUGCGUGUCAGCGAAUGUAAUUGUUGUAAGCUCCUAUAGAAAAAAAACGCUGCUAUCCCUUUAAGUGCUUCCACCAAUUCUGAUGGCGUGUUGAUUUACAUAUCCCAUCCUCUCCUCCCCCUUCAGGAGAGCUGAGCGAGGAUGUGGAGGCUGCCAGUGAGACCACCACAGAACAGGAGGACCAAACCAAAGACAGAGAGAGUGGGGGGGAGAAGGAGCUCACCAAAGGGACAGGUAAGGCCUAUAUUUACACUACACACAUUUAGGCAACACUGCCCUCAGGGAUCAUGUGCUAUUGCACCUGAUUUGUUCUCAACAGAAGGUAUUUUGUCUCAAAUAAUUAUACAGAUUCUACACAAAUAUCAGAGCCCCUUUAAUAAUGCUCUGUUACAAAUCCACAAAUCAGUUUGUAGUGUUUUUUUUUAAGGAGGCCUUUCUGUUUCUUACUGUAGGAGGGAGACAGGUUUCUUAUCAUCAAAUCCUAUCUGAUGAAUUAGGCCAAAUUGUCAAUUGAGCUAAUCUGGUCAGGUGACAUGUGACUCAUGUUUUGUCAGUUGUCAGUGGAUUUUAUGGAGAGGGGCCUGGGCGCAUAAUUCAAGCUCAGCCACGUGUGUGUGCUCAUGUGACAGGCCUGCCUUCCGCCUGCACUGCACUGAUUGUGUGUGACUGAAACACACACCUGUGUUAAAUGUUAUCAGAUAGGGAUAUUUCUCUCCAUGGGCUUUCUAGUGACAGGUGCAGGUGUUGGGUUCCAUGGAGAGGUGGGGCUUGAGCUGAGGGGAGACAUUAGUGUUCGGGCCUAUUCUAACCAUGAUUGUUUGUUGUUGUAGGUUUUAGGUUGAAUCCUAUCUACUUUUAAUGUGAUUAGUUUACAUCAGCGUGCAUUCAAAAUGGUUUAGCUGAUUUCUGCUGCUAGUCGAGGUCAGCAGGUCCAGGCUGAGCGUGUGUGGGUGUAUGAGUGUGAGGAGGAGGUUCACAGACAGGAAGUGUUUGUGACUGCUCCCCACUGCUCGGCCCCCCUGGCCAUAUGUUCACGUCAGAGCAUAGCUAGGGUUUGUAUCAUGCACUGUUGGGGGUCUGGCCUGGAUGUCCAAUCACAGCACUCCUAGACCAGGACUAUUGUAAACUUCCUUGGUAGAUUGGUAGGAUUAUCAUGACUAUUAUUAUAGUCUUAGUCAUAGUAAUAGUUAGAAGUUAUAGUAAUAAUAGUUAGGUAACAAUCUAGUAAUAGCUACAGUAAUAGUCAUUAGUAAUAGCAGUAUACUACAUAGGACUCUAUUUUCGGCCGGCGUUAAGGUGGCGCUAGUGUCAAACGCUCGUUAGUUUGCAAUUUUGUCAUGUAGAAGACGCUGGCAUUUUCCAGCCCUAACGUCAGGUUCGGCAAUUUACCUGUCUUACUGUAUAUCAGCUCGCUUGCGCUCAGAUGGGCAGGGUCAAAAUAUUUGAGGUGUGUCCUUAAAAACAUGAUUCAAAGUGGUAAUUUCAGCCAGCGCUGAUAGGGAUAUUUAAGACCAAUCAAAAGCUGGUUUUAGCGGUAAUGCAGUUGCUUAUGGCAUGAAAUUUCACAGCGGAAACACAGCCUAUCCAGCCGUGACGCACACUGCCCAUGUGCGCAUGGAACAAGAGUAGCCUAAUGUGCUUUUGGUGCCUUUAGAAACAUAACAAAGUUUAGUUUUUUCCUAUUUGGUUUUAUUUGGUUAAAAACCAAGCAUAGCCUCCCCUCCUCUCAAUUAGGCUUUUUUUUGUCCUGCCCAAUGCAUGUGAAGUGUGACAGUUGUCCUAUUUGAACUAGACUGUUGUUGUUUAGCAAAUUUAUUAAAUAUCGUUUGUAGAGCUAAAUAAUGAACUAAAUUUACAUUUUAUCAUGUUUGGGUGGCCAGGCCCAGCAUUAUUUUGCAAUUACAGUAGGCUUUAACCCUCAUAUCCAUGUUGUGAAUUCUAUAACCACGGAAUAUUGGGCCUAAGUGUGGACUGCCAAAAAGUUGGUUUAAGUUAAGAUUUGAAGAAUAGGUUCUCUUUUGUUAGUUUUCAAUAAGAUUUAAUAGCUAUAAUGACAACAUUGGAUUGGUUAUGCUCAGCAAACAUUAAAAGAGCCUAUAUCAUUGAAGCAUUAACCAUGAUUCUAAACAAUGGAGCAAAUGGGUCAAGUUAACGUAUUUGACAAGAAGGUCCUAAUUUGAUAUUUGAAGCCAAAUAACUAUAAUGACACUUGGAAUUAGAUUGACCAUGGCUACAUAACAGACCGUAAUACUUGGGCGGAGUGUGGAGCGUGUUGACACACCUUUUUGAGCAUAUAUUGUGUAAAUAUUCAUUCAAACACUGUUGGCAUGUGGCUUACUACUCCACAUGUAUGAAACAUGCUUUUCCAUUUAGCACACAGUAUACAGGAGUACUGUGGAACAGUAUAAUACAGCAUGGUUCUCUGAACAGUGGGGUCUAGUCUUAUGUUCAGGGUUGAAUCCUAGUUGUCAGCACUGGGUUAAUGGAAGGUCCCUUUUCUACUUUACUUUUAGUUUUUACUGUUAUGAAGUAGAAAAGGGAAUACGUAUUAUCAGUAAUUAGUUUUGAUCUAGCAAUUUGUUUGAUGUUGUCAGGCAAGGAUGAAAGCGAGUAGGGGGAUUUCUUGUAAUCUCCUCCCAUCCAAUAGAUAGAGUUGUGGUAAUGACAGCCAACAUCACCGACUAGCAGGCAGAGAGAGAGGUGGCAUUUGAACUAGACCAGCUCCAUCCCUGUAACUGGGGGAUGGUUAGAGUUCUGAUGUCUUGAUUUACACUAGUGAGGUUAAAAGCUGGAAAACAAUCCAGACCUUUUGCAUACCUCAUUUUUAAAAAGAAAGUUCUGCAAAAAAGUUCAUCACACCGUUUGAAGCCCCAUCUUUGCAAAAAUGUCUUUGAUAUUCAAAAUUGUAUUUUAAAUGAGCCUGAGUUGUUUGUGCUAUUUGAAAGGGCGACACUCCUCUUUGAUGGGAGAAAUAAUGAUAUGCAUGCCUACCUGAAAAAUGGCUAAAAGUAUAUUUUAACACAUCAAAAUAAAAGCACUUUAAAAAGCAUUAAAAUGAGCCAAGCGAUUAAUAAUUCACUCAUACCUGUGGUGCUCAGGAAGAGUCCUCGCAUUAGGAUUCCUGCUUUUUGAAAGGCACGCAAUUUGAUACAACCAUAUUCAAUUCCUUUCCUCCCCUCUGUCAGUCGCUAAUCACCAAAUAAGUGUGUUUCUGUGUUUUCACAAAGGAAAGAUGUGCUUGCAUAUGAAAAAUGUACAGUUUCCCAGCAGCAUAUUAGAACCGCUUAGUUAAAAAUAGCAUGUGCAUUAGGAAACCAGGUCUGGGUUUCUGUUUGAUGUCAGUGAAAAGGUGUGUGGAUAAGGUGGAGGGAUGGAGGGAUGGGGGGGGGCGGCUGUGUUGUCAGCUGAGAAAGGAGACGGGAGCGCUGGGUUUUUAAUGGAAGGGCGCUUUUUCUACUCUAUGUUUGUAUGAUUGAUGGACACUGCGCCUAUACAGAGACCCUCCAUAACCCUGUACGAACAACAGCACAGAGGAACACAGAAUGCAUUUCGUAAACAGAGGCAUGCUUGUUGUGGCUGAUGAUUGUCUCAGGAUGUCUGAAAAGGCCGACAACACACUGAUGCUGUGUGUUAGACUAGGCUGUGAGGGACUGAGCUAACCUGUUAUUUAAAGUAUCUGAAAGUGCUCAGUCUCCCGCUGUCUGAUGUUGUGCCGCUCUCCUAAGGUCCAUCAUUAGAACUAUUGAAGUGUUUCGUCUCAUCCUUGUCAUACAACCAUUGGCACUUGGUGUGGAGACGUUGUUCCCUUUACAAAUGACAGUCACUGUCAGGCAGGCAGCAUUAGCGGAGGCAGAAUAAAGGGAUCUUCCUUUUUAAAGCCACUGUCAAUCUUAUUUUCCCUUUUUAGUGCCACAGCGCUUUAAAAUUCAUUAAAGCCAUUUAGCAAUGCGUAUGUAUUCUGCAUGUCUUCUCCUGCUGAAAGAUUUCUUCAAUAUUCUGUAGAUUUCUUCAAGAUUCCCGCUCACACACCUGAACACACACACCACACUUUGUAAUUAUUUUCCAUGAGAGAGGGGGAGCGAGGGAUGACAUACAACCACAAGUUUAGUUUGUACAUUGAUUUCAGUACUUAUUUAAACAAUAAAGUUCAUGUUGGCAGAAGCUGCGAUUCAGCCACCUUCCCCAAUAAACUAUCCAGGGGUCGUUUCUAAUGCGGCCGAUGAAAUAUUUAUAAAUGGCCUUUCUCCCCUUCUACUCACGCCUUGUUCACCUAGCUGAGGCAGCAUUAGUGAAAUGGAGGGGUUCUGCUCCGGAAGGCAAGGUGAUCUGUACCUAGACCAGAGCAGGACAGUAUUAAUGCAGGAGCUGAAUACAUAGGGAUGGAGGUAGGAGAAAGGUAGAGGAGCAGGGGAGAGGAUGGGGGGGGGGGGGGGAGAGAGGGAUUGUUAAUACACUUAAGGGCUAGGAGGAAUGGCCACAAUAUGAUUUGACAUGCUUAACAUAAAUGUAUGGGAAGGGUUUGUAUUGAGGUGGCCUAUGUGGGGGAAAUGAGAGGGAGUGGAGCAGUGUGUGUGUGGGGAGGGAGGGGUUGCAAUCUUCUGCAAUUGAGGUUUAUGAAUAAUUCCUCUCAUACCCCCUUCCUGACUUUCAAAUUAUGGGAGCUGGAGCGAGGGAGGGGAAAAUGAUAUUACAGCGCGGGGUCAUCCACAUUCUGACACCGGCAGAGCACCCAACCAAAUUGGUCCCAUCUCUUUUCCCUUAAAUAUUUACUUAUACCUAUGAAUCUCUGUGAUUGGAUGAGUGUGGAGGAGCCCAGUGCUGUGAGUGUGUAUAUGGUUGUGUGUGUGCAUGAGUGUGUGUGCGUGCAUGCUUGUUUAUGUAUGUAUGUGUGUGUGCAUGUGUGGGUUUGUAUGUCUAGAUUUGUGUGUGUGUGUCUGUGUGUGUGAGUGAGUGAAGGGAAAUUAGACUAUGGAUGCAUCUCUGUCAGUGCAGUGAACAUUAGCAACCCCUGGAUGCAGAAGAGUGAUACUGCAGGCUGAACAUAUUAUGGUCUGUGCUCUCUAGUCUUGAGUGGUGUAUGGCUCACACUGAAACAUGCACAUAUGGGGAUGUGGUAGCUUUCAACUGUAGUUUUAGUAAUAGUCUCAUGAGUUGUCAGAAAUGCUGUGCUGGCCAGUAGGGUAAGGUUAACAAUGGACAGUACUCAUUAUUUUUUAUAUCUCAUAUUUUCAUAUUUUUUAACAGUUCAGAGGAGGGCCGAAUAUUUUUUUACAUAUUCAUAUCAUGUCCUUUGAGUGCUUGUCAUCCCUCAAAUGAUUAUUCCUUUUGUCUUUGAAGAUUAUAGACCAUAAAUUGUCCUUGUUUGUGAGCCAACUCCCUAAAAGAUCAGUGUUUAUGAGUUGUACUGCUAUAGUGUAAUGGGCCAGCCGUGUUGCUGCUGCUACUGCCUCUGUGCUGGCUGGGUGGGCGGGGAGGAGUGUCCUUUAAAGGUGAACGCCAUGUCAGCCGCUUGCUCAGUGGCCUGAAGAUUAAUAACGCGGACACUAAUUACUAUCUCCUUUUAAUUUCUUCAUUUUAAAUGUGGCUUUGUUGCAGUCAUGCCUGUAGGCCUACAUAAACCACUCUCUUUUUUCCCCAUGCAUUUAAUAAAAGUCAGGGUUAUUCACCAAGGAUACUGAGGAAUGAUGAGCCUCAAUAUAGAGUCGCUUUGGCGUGAGGCUUUGGUUGUAAUUUCCUUUAUUUGAAAUUAAUUGAUGCAUAGUAAUUACCUGAGAAAUAUGAGGUGAAGUGGAAUAUAGCCCUUAGUCGCUCAGGGCUCUAACAUGGCCUGUAGAUUAAAAAAUGACGGGCAGAAAAGGGGAGGGGAAAAAGAGAGAUAAUAUUCAGUUAUUGUUAGCAUAUGCAUUAAAAGUGAAUGACUUGUAGCACUGGGGAGUUGAACCUGCUUCUCCAUAUUAAUGGUUAAAUUGCUGAGGGACUAGAGGCGAGUGAGGAGCAGAGGGACAUGGGGAGAGAGAGCUUCAGUAGUUUGGCCCUGUGAAGUGAGGAGGAGACUGAAUGGAGGGAGUUCCAGUACAAUAGAUGGCUUUGAGUCUGUCCCUGAACGAUCAGGCCGUUGUGGGAAGGGAUUGUGAGAGGGAUGGUUAUGGGUAGAGCGCGGCUGGGCCUGGACCCUGGGCAGAGUGGUAGGUAUCAGGCAGUAGGGCCAUGUGGCCUGGCACCAUCGAAGCCUGAACUGUGGCUUAUGUUUUUACGACCGGAGGCUUCUGGGUUCCGAGACAGGGCUGGGUCUGCAGACAGGAUAGGGCCAGUCGGUAGGAGGGGGAGGAGACUGAGGAGCUGGUGACCACAUGCAUCCUUUUCCCAGGCCUCCUGUGGGACAGUGUCCCACCGAUGGUCAGGCUUCUCUAGCCACCACUAGGCUUACCAUCCCAGACCCAGACACCCGCCACGGGAAAUCAUCUCUUCCCUUUUCCUCUGCUCUCCUUUCCUCUCCUCUCCUCUCCUCUCCGUCCGGUCACCUCCAACUCGUGGAAUAUCCCUUCCCAAGGACGUAGAGGCAGAUCAUAGACACGGUGGCAACUGUAAUUGCAUUCCUCAAAGAUUUCAAUGGCAGAAGACCUGUUGUGUUAAUUCAGCCUGCCUUGUGUCGGUCACUCACUCCAGCUGCCAUCUUUUUGCCCCCUUGAAAGCACAAGAAGGCUGUGAUUGCUCCAGAGACCAGGCUGUGUGCUGACAGCCCCCUCGCUGCAGCCUGAGUAAUGCAGCCCAGCCCAGGGAGGUGAGACAAGGUGCCAAAGUCCAAUUCACUUACGGGACUCGACAGCACAAAAGCCCCUGGUUUACGGAAAAGGCCCAUGAAUUAAUAAUCACCUAAUUGACUCUUAAGGGUUCUUUCCCUCCUGCUAUGCCUUUUGUGCUCUCAGAUGAAAGUCCACUCUGUGCAUCUGUCAGAGAUGGUUUGGGCUGGAUGUGAGGUGGGUGUGUAAUGAGCGGAGAGGAGGAGAGGUCAGGGUCACACACAGGGUCCUCUCAGUCAAAGAGGUCACUGGGGAGGCCCCACAGUGAUCCACAUGUAUGGAUGAAGCCAUAAUGAUGAGCCCCUCUGAUGACAAACUGAUUCACACCCUAUCACAGGAGAGCUACACAGACAGUUCCAGGACAAGGUCACAGAGGGACUCCAUAUAUGAAAGCACAGUUCAGAUUGUCCUCUGAUGGUAAUUUGACAAGGAGAGACAGCGAUAUUUGAAUAUUGAAGAACUUGAUAUCCUUGAUUGUCAUUUUAUGCAGCAUAUUAAACUUCAAAUUGCCUCCCAAGGGCGGGCCAAAUGUAGUGGGACCUUAGAGACUAAUAGAGUUCACCUUACUGUACGUUUUCCCCCCAACUGAACCCAAUGUCUUUAUUUUGAUCUUCAUAGCCAGAAUGUGGCCAUGUGCUGAGCCCAGUGCACAUGAAUUACAGUGUGGGUCCUGGAGGAGGCAGAGGCCCUUCCAUCAGGAGCCAAUGUUCUGCUCCUAGCCCCUGUUAAUGGAUCUGGUCGGCCCCGAUGCUCGGCCAUGUUCUGAUACCAGCCCAUCCAUGCCACGCUCAGACCGCACACGCUGCUAAAAUCCCCUCACCCUCUGUUUUUAUCAGCCUCCUUUUCGUUCCGGUAUGUUCCCAGGCUCGCUCUGUGUUGGGCUCUCUUUUUUCUCUUCGCUUGACAACGAAAACAGGAUACGGUAGCUGGACUUUAGUCACAGGGCUGGUGGCAGGAGUGGGCUUUUGGAUUCUUAGGAGAGAGCGAUUGAUCAGAUUUAUGGACUCCUAACAGGCCGUGACGAGGUAAGGCUGUGCCCUGAGCAAGCCUUCCCACCCCGCUCUCUGACUCUCUCUCUCUCACACACACACACACACACACACACACACACACACACACACACACACACACACACACACACACACACACACACACACACACACAUACACACAGACACACACACACACACACACACUGUACAUGUACACCCACAUACAUUAUACACUGGUAGACCCAGGCAGCUGUUGGCUGUUGUUUGAGGGCUUCUUGUGUAUUGUUUAAUAUAGGUAUUAAGUGUGUUGGCCUGGGGACUCCAUAGCCCAUGCAUUAUGUUGUCCAUUACCCUGGCCUGAUAGAUCAUAUCAGCCUCAUUGAAGACUGUUGUCCAGUAACACUGCCUCUCUCAGAGCAAAGCAGGCUUCAGCUGCUUCCCCUUCUCCAGCUGUUUGCCCUGUACUGAAGGCCUGGCCACAUAUGGGCAUUUAUGGGCCUGUCUUUAUGUGUGAGGAUUUCCACCCUGAUAGUGAGCAGUUAAAGUUGUAGGUCUGAUUUCUAACUAACCGCUUAGCAAGGCAGCAAGGUCCUGGACUGGUAGGAGGACUUACCUCAUAGUCUUUUAACAUGAGGGGGGGGGGGGGGGUGACUAUCACAUAGUAGUCAGUUGGACUACCACCAGAGAGUGAGUGGGCCAGGAAAGAGAAAUAGGGAGAGAGGAGGAGUGAGGAUAGGGGGCAGUGAGUGAAGAGGCAGUGAAGUGAAGUGAAGUGGAGGAGGAAGUGGUAAGGACAGUUCAUGACUGAGAGGUUAAUGUCAGGGAAUGGGGAGGUGCCUUUGUUUAACAUUUCCUUUGUUUAUUGGUUGAUGUGUUUAAUGGGAUUGUGUCUGACUGGACCUAAUAGGGCCUCCCUGGCUGAUCCCAGUGUCUCUGAGAGAUCUAGCAGGCUGCUCUGACCAAAGGCAGGGCAGGGCCCCCACUGGGUAAUCAGCUCAGCUGCCCCCGGCCUGAUUGGAGCUGACAUUUUAAUGUCUGGAGCAGGAGCGUGGUCAGCCCUGCUUAACCUGACCCCCCCCUAACCCCCCCCUCGCCCCCUUCCCAAUGCCCCCUGUUCUCAAUUUGCCCUUCCAGGACUGUACAAAUCAGGCCAAAUUUAACUCUUUAUGGCCUUGUUAAGGGCCGGCAAGACACCUCCUUAAGUUUCACAGUGAAUUCUUUCCGCUGGCGGCGGGGCACUGUGGUGCUCUGGCUCCCCCAUGCCGGCUCCGUGUGGAUUUAGCUCCUUUACGAGCGCCGGCUUAGCUGAGUAUUUUUACUCAGCUGUGAUUCCUUUCUGUUUGCCGCUCCCAUUUUGUUUGGCUUUAUUUCUCUCUCUCUCUCUGUCUACCUCCCUCCCUCCCUCUCUCUCUCUCUCUCUCUCUCUCUCUCUCUCUCUCUCUCCCUCUCUCUCUUUUGGCUUUCUAACAGGGAGUUCUCUCCUCUCUGGUUAGCUGAGCAGAAGCUUCUUGUUGUGGGGCCUGGCUCAGUAGAGACGGAGAGAGACAGGGAGCGGGAGGGAGGGAGAGGCUGGCUGCAUUGUUAAUGCUGCUGCAGGUUGCAUUAAAAGGAUUAGCUGUGUGAUACGUUCAGCCGGCUAGUAGAGCAGAGCAUACUGGAGCCUGCAGUGACAGUAGAGAGGGGGUAUUCCUGCCUGAGAUGGGCAGGUACCUGACAAUUAGCCGCUCUUUACAUUUCAGCCCACUGUGUGCACCAAAGCAUGGCUGUCUUGUACAUCCUGUGGUGCAUAUGGAUGCUAGUCAGUAGGCUAAUUCCCUAUUGAAUCCCCCUAGGGGGUUUUGGAAAAAGGUUUUGUUUCUCCUCAAAAUUCCUUGUCUUUCUAAGAGCUGAAUGUUGUGUUGUGGUUGUGAAGCCUGAUGGCCAUGUUGGUUUGUGAAGGGGGGAACCCACAGUUGGGAUGUGAGGGUCUGGGGUCUGAAUGAGUCUCUCUAUCCACUUUCUCUUUGUCACAGUCCACUUGGCCCGACCCACAACCCACAGGAGGAGGCUUAGCUGGUUACAGAAAUUCCAAUUAAGUCGAGAGUUGCACUGGCACUCACUUGCUGUGUAGGCACAAAGAGCAGGAGGAUUUACCCAAGCGGGGUCAAGCUAUAGGUCAGUGUUUCCACCAGGAUUUCAGAGGAUAUUGGGUCCACAACUUCUAAAGCUCUAACUGCCAAGCCAAAUUGCAGCUCUCCUUCCUCUGACACCAUUCCUAUUUCAUUCCUGGCAGAGGAAUCCAAGGACCUCACCCCUCUUUGGUAGCAAUUUCAACUGAAAUGUAUUUUGAUGAGGAGCAAGCUUAUACGGCCAUUGGUCAUGAGUGCUAUGAAAGCGAAAAUCAAAUUUCUUGCUCCCUUCUCAACCAGUCCACAGCCACCUCAGCAUUAUACAUGGCCUUGCCUAGCAUGACCAUCUGUUUUGAUAAUUGUGGGAAUUGGUGAAAGUGAAAAUAAAGUUGGGAAUUGCUGAGGUUUACACCUCUUGAUGAAAGUCUGGCAGUAGAUUCCCUCACUUCUAGUAGGCCCUCUUGCUAGCUAAUUGGAUGUACUGUAUCAAUGGGGACCUAUCUACCAUUGUAAACAAUAACAGUGUGUGCUAAUGUUAUGCAACUAUUUAUAGAUGGUGUUAUGUCUAUCAUAUCUGUGUAAAUGAAACCAUAGAAAAAGAGGUGUGAAUGAAUACACACCUCUUUGCAAGUCAGAGCUGAGUACCUGUAUAAGAGCAGCUGUAAAGGAGUACCUGGGAGAAAGAAAGCAGUCACUUUUGAAGCUGAACUGAGGACUGAUAUGGAUCUCAUUACCUUAAUGCUGGAGAUGCGAGGAGAUGUUUACCCUGUCUCAAGUUUGGCGAAUCCCUCAUCUCCAGCGCCACUUCAAACGGCAAAUCUGAGGUAGAGUGAAACCUAAAGCUGCCCAAUGUGGCAAACUAAUGUUUUGAUUAGCCGUCUGUGGCGCUGUCUGAUGUCCUAACGAUCCAACAUGGGGAGAGACAGGCCGUCAAAGCACCAUGGCUGUGUGUUGCUGCAGUGGCAUGGGAGGAGAAGUAUACAGACUGGUGGUUUGGAGGGGGAGCUGUGGAUUGGCUGAUCAACUGCUUCCCUGCCCAAGUCCCAUUAAACGCAGUUAUAUCACAUUUAAGAAAGACAUUUCAAAGCCCUUUAUCCACACUUAUUGAUUGACUUGUUCCCGGGCUGCCAAGUCUUCACCUUGUCUUGAUGAGUCUGCUUCUCUUCUCUGCCCCUGUGUGUGUGUGUGUGUGUGUGUGUGUGUGUGUGUGUGUGUGUGUGCAGCAGGAUCCAGCCAAUCAGAGAGGGACCAGACAGACUCCCCGAACCCCUCCAAGAGGCCCUCCUCACGGUCAGGGGCCACAGAGAGCCCCCUCUCCUCCAAGCGUCCCAGGACGGCUGAGAAGAGUGCUGCUGCAGAGCAGGUAACAGCCCACUCCUUCUGCUCUAUCUUCAACACACAGCCUGCUGCCACUUCCAGAAGGAUGGUCAUAUUAAGACAUACAGACUCACUGUUCCCAAACUCUUUGAACUUGCCAAUCAACUCAAGGUUAUCCCAUCCCCAAUUACCAUGCCCUCAUUAUAAGCACUAAAACUUACACAUUAAUUUAGAAAAGGAAUGUAAAGACUAGCUACUUCUAAGCAUUUUUCUUAAAGACAUUUGAAAAAAGCCGUGCCGUUUUGCAUUAUGCAUGAUUUUUUUGAAAUCUCCUUAAAAUUUGUUUUGCUUUCCUGCUGCAGUUGCAUUGCUAAUUGUGCAAAAGGUGGAAAAUCAAUAUAGUAUUUGACAGAUGAGAGAGCUUUGAAGUGUGUGUGCCAGGACUCACUGUUGCUCUCCAUAUUGCCCACUGGUCCAUGAUCAGAGGGACCUGCCUGGUAGAGACACGGGGGGGGGGGCAACACUCCUCCAUUCAUCCUCCCAUUCCAACUCCUCUCUCUCACAAAGUAGGCCUACAACUCUCCAUCUCACCCCAUUAACCUCCCUGUGCUCCUCUCUCCCCCCUCUCCUCCUCUCUCCCCCCUCUCCUCUCUCCCUCAUCUCCUCCAGAUGUACCAAUGUCCCUACUGCAAGUUCAGCAACACAGACCUGAACCGCCUGAGAAUGCACGUGAUGACGCAGCACUCUGUCCAGCCCAUGUUCCGCUGCCCGCUCUGCCAGGACAUGCUGAACAACAAGAUCCAUCUGCAGUUCCACCUCACACACCUCCACAGCGUGGCGCCCGACUGCGUCGAAAAGCUCAUCGCCACGGUACGUGUGUGUGUUCAUCUGUGUGUUAGAGUGUUCGUGUGCGUCUGUGUGGACUGUGGAUACAGUAUGUGUAUACUGUACAUUGGUCCUUAGGCACUGUAUUCUUUAGAAAUAUUUAACCAUGGCCCCUGCAAUGCUGUUACAUACCAAUAGUCAGCUCAAUUAUAUACAGGGAAUGCACAUUCCCUAAAGCUAAAUUAAACCAUCCUAAAAUAUCAAUGCCAAGCCUCCUGCACACAUCCAUCUCAGUAAAAUAGGGUGAACACAACUGUUGUUGUAAUAAUAAUUGAUUGCAUUUAUAUAACGCCUUUCCACCUACAGUAGGUGCUCAAAGAGCUUUACAUAGUAGGGGGGAAACUCACCUCUUCCACCACCAAUGUGUAGCACCCACUUGGGUGAUGCACUGCAACCAUUUUAUGCCAGGAGGCUCACCACACAUCAGCUAUUGUACAAAUAUGCUGUUUUAUAAGAUAAACAACUGUAAAUGGUUUCUGAGAUGUUCAAGGUAGUUCAGUCCGUAAUCAUCUCGCUGGGUUUUCAUACCCUUUCUUCUGGUCCAUUGUGGUCAUUCUGUUUGUGAAGCUACAGGCAGGUGCCUGCCUCUGGGAUUUGUGCAUUGAUUACUGUUAUCCUCUUAAUCCAUGGACACUGGAUUGCAUGGGUACUUCAUGACAUCUUUUUUUAAAGGGCCUUUUUAAACACACUGAAUACAUUGAGAGGAAAGCACAACACAGGAGCAAAUGUCAUGGCUCUGCCACCUAGCCUGAAUACCCAGCCCAUACUGUACUCAUUUUUACAUUUACAUUUUAGUCAUUUAGCAGACGCUCUUAUCCAGAGCGACUUACAGUUAGUGAACACAUAUAUAUAUAUAUAUAUAUAUUUUUUUAUACUGGCCCCCCAUGGGAAUCGAACCCACAACCCUGGCGUUGCAAACGCCAUGCUCUAUCAACUGAGCUACAUCCCUGCCGGCCAUUCCCUCCCCUACCGUGGACGACGCUGGGCCAAUUGUGCGCCGCCCAUGAGUCUCCCGGUCGCGGCCGGCUGCGACAGAGCCUGGAUUCGAACCAGGAUCUCUAGUGGCACAGUUAGCACUGCGAUGCAGUGCCUUAGACUACUGCGCCACUCAGAUGUACUCUAUACAUCCUUUACCACAUUUAUAAUAACCAUUGUGUCUGUUUAGUAAUUUAUUUUCUCUGUGAGAAGUGAUGAAGAGGCCAUGGGAAGAAGCAAGGCCUUUUUGUUGCUCUGCGUGUGUGAGCUUAGCGCAUGUAGCGUAUGUCUGUACACAAAGGGCAAUGCAGGCAGGCUGGCUGGGUCCCAUCAGGUCAAGGACUAACGGAGGCCUUAGCUGUGUCUCUUCUCUGUAGCCCAGAGAUGACUCACUCACUGUUACUCACCCUGCCUGCAUGCCUGGCUGGCUGUUUGUAAUGGAGCACGUCAUUCCAGUCUUCUCUCUUCCAAAUUGAUGACAUUUGAAGCUUUAUCAAAUACAAAGGAAACUGUUAAUUGUGAAAUGGCUCCAAGGCAUCCCAUUGACUCACUGCCAGUCAGAUAUUAUGGGGGUUAGGUUCAGAUGCUUUAGCCAUAUUCUAAUGUGGCGUUGUCUAAUGUGCCUAUGGUCAAUGAGCCCUUUUUUCGGUCUCAUUGUUAUCGUAGUCAAUUGAGAUAGUGAGGGGGGAGAGAGACAGAUAAGUCUGUUGUUUGCUUGAUGAGCAGCUCUCUUACCUCCCAGUCCAUUUAUUCUCAGGAGCACAUUGAUAUUCACUCAGUGUCUGUGAUCACCUCAGUGCUAUUCAAAACAAAGGCUUUUAUUAAUAAUAUAUUCAAGUUAUUGUGACACAGAUGAAUUGAAAUUUAAUGAAUACUUGUUUUCCUCUUUAAUGAAAUGCAAGUUCAGGCAAUGGAAAGAUUAUUAUUCACUAUUUCUUUAAUCUAGCUUGCCAACCUCAAAUCUCACGUGAAUAAUGAAUUCACCAAUUUCACAGAGAGACAAUAGGGACUGUGUGUCUGUACAAUCACCCCUAACGUUUCCCAUAGAUAUAUCACUAUCUAGGAACUAUCUGUACAAAAAACGUAAAGCCUAAAGCAUUAAUAUACAUUCUGAAGGUAGAUAUAGACUCACACAAAUGUAAUAUCAGUAUUUACAAAUUGGACUCUGUCUACCUCUGCUACAUUACCCCAGUGAAAGAACUCAGUUCAUUUUGUUUUAAUCAUCAUCAAAGGGAAAUAUGGUUUUAUUUGCCCUCCUUUGAUUUCCUGUAAAUGACUGUGCAAAUGUUGACAUUUGUUCUUGCCUGAGGAACUGAAUUGCUCGCUGGACAAUCAUUCAGGAGAAUGGUGCUCUGCCUAGCUGCCUAGCCAUCUUUCUAGCCCGGCUAGAAAGCAAAUGGCGAACACAUUAGUAUGGAAGGCAGCAGUAUUUUUCUUUUAUAGAGAUAAUAAUGCACUGAGCCCCUACAAGAGGCACAGGAGAGAACCAUAGGUAAUAUAAUGCACAUUAAAACACCUUUUUUUUUUUUUACUGGUGGACAUAGAUGAAAAGGUACUCUAUCCUUUUCACAUGUGUAGCAGACGAGCCUAAUGAAUUCUGAAAUAGGAUACUUUUAUUUCAUGCCGACCAUGCAUAAAGAUGCACACACUCUCUCAGCCUUCAUUUUUAUCCACCAUGUGCUCUCUCUCUCUCUCUCUCUCCCUCUCUCUCUCUCUCUCUCUCUCUCUCUCUCUCCCUCUCUCUCUCUCUCUCUCUCUCUCGCUUUCUCCUGCAGCCCCAUCCUUCCAUUACCCCUCCCUUUCUCUCUCCUCUCUCACUCCCUCGCUUCCUCUCUCUUUCCCUCUCUCUCCUCCCCUCCCUUUCUCAUUGUAUGUCUCAUUUUCUGUCUGUCUAAGAUAGGGGUAAUGAAAAUAAUUGUGCUUCAUUAAUUCUGAGUCUGGCUAGAUGAUAGCCAUUUUGAACUAUGUUUGCCAAUUAGGCGGUCCAAAUGAAAAGUGACCUUGGGAUACUCUGUGCUCUUGCCUCUCGUCGUCUAAUGAAGCAGUUGUCUAGAAACAGUCCACUUUGUAAUGUAAAUCACUGCUGUGUUUUGUAUUUGUGGUAUUCUCCAUGCUGGUUGCAUUAAUUUGCCACUCUCUGUUUGGAGGAGAGAGAGAAAACAGAAAGGAAGGAAAAUGUCUGGAUAUUUUCCAGUGAAUUUCUGUUGAGACUAAUCACACAGUGAUGGACUACAGAACGUUUACUGUUCCACUUAACCCUGGAGCCCUAUGCAAACCUGCUGUUGCUUGAGGAGGGCUCUGCCUUGUGUAGGACUGGAGUGGGUCUGUUUGGAGCUGGGUGCCAUGCUUUGUUUACAGACAUGUCCUCAUUGUCACUAUUUGCAGGACACACUGCCAGUUGCAGACUGGGGUGGGUUGGGGUACUGUGAAUUGAAAUGCGGCUUGGGGAGUGAGGCUGAUUAUUCUGUUUGGGGAGUUAAUUGAAGGAAGGUGAAGCAGACAGUGCCUCAUCUCCCGGCCUCUUCCAAUCUCAAUCACUGAUUAUUGUUAAAUAGGAGCUGCUUAAUGAGUGCAUUUGAUGGAUUGUUGUAUUUCUUUAAGGGGAAAGAGGGGCUAUGAGGGGGAGACAUGGGAGAGGAGGAGGGGUGGGGGGAGAUAAUAUGGAGGGAGGUGGCUGUCAUUCACCCAUGAUUGACUUCAACCUUUUGAGAGCAAAGAAAACCUGGCCGCUUCUCUGCAGUUUUUUAAUCAAUAUUCAUUGCUCCUUGAAAUGUUCUAAUUAAAAUGGUAGAAACAAUUUAAACAAUUGUAUAGUGGAAAAAUACAUAGCAUGGCUCCUGAAACGUCCAUUUUUUUGCGUAUUUGUUCAGAAAUCGUUGUUCAAAUCAAAUGAAAUCAAAUUGUAUUUGUCACAUGCGCCAAAUACAACAGGUGUAGACCUUACAGUGAAAUGCUUACUUACAAGCCCUUAACCAACAAUGCAGUUUUAAGAAAGAAUACCUAAAAAAAAUAAGAAAUAAAAGUAACAAAUAAUUAAAGAGCAGCAGUAAAAUAACAAUAGCGAGGCUUUAUACAGGGGGUACCAGUACCGAGUCAAUGUGCGGGGGCACCGGUUAGUCGAGGUAAUUGAGGUAAUAUGAGUUAUUAAAGUGACUAUGCAUAGAUAAUAAACAGAGAGUAGAAGCAGCGUAAAAGAGGGGGUAGGGCAAUGUCUUUGACCAUUUUUAGGGCCUUCCUCUGACACCGCCUGGUAUAGAGGUCCUGGAUGGCAGGAAGCUUGGCCCCAGUAAUGUACUGGGCCGUACGCACUACCCUCUGUAGUGCCUUGCGGUCGGAGGCCGAGCAGGCAGGCAGUGAUGCAACCAGUCAGGAUGCUCUCGAUGGUGCAGCUGUAGAACCUUUUGAGGAUCUGAGGACCCAUGCCAAAUCUUUUCAGUCUCCUUAGUGGGAAUAGGUUUUGUCGUGCCCUCUUCACGACUGUCUUGGUGUGCUUGGACCAUGUUAGUUUGUUGGUGAUGUGGACACCAAGGAACUUGAAGCUCUCAACCUUCUCCACUACAACCCCGUCGAUGAGAAUGGGGGCGUGCUCGGCCCUCUUCUUUUUCCUGUAGUCCACAAUCUUCUCCUUUGUCUUGAUCACGUUGAGGGAGAGGUUGUUGUCCUGGCACCACACGGCCAGGUUUCUGACCUCCUCCCUAUAGGCUGUCUCGUCGUUGAUCAGGCCUACCACUGUUGUGUCAUCGGCAAACUUAAUGAUGAUGUUGGAGUCGUGCCUGGCCAUGCAGUCAUGAGUGAACAGGGAGUACAGGAGGGCACUGAGCACGCACCCCUGUGGGGCCCCUGUGUUGAGGAUCAGCAUGGUGGAUGUGUUGUUACCUACCCUUACCACCUGGGGGCGGCCCGUCAGGAAGUCCAGGAUCCAGUUGCAGAGGGAGGUGUUUAGUCCCAGUUGUUGAACCUGUUCAUGUUUGGAUUUAUCCAUAGUAGCUCUACAUUUACAUUUAAGUAAUUUAGCUGACGCUCUUAUCCAGAGCGACUUACAGUUAGUGAAUACAUAUAUAUAUAUAUAUAUAUUUUUUUUAUACUGGCCCCCCGUGGGAAUCGAACCCACAACCCUGGCGUUGCAAACGCCAUGCUCUAUCAACUGAGCUACAUCCCUGCCGGCCAUUCCCUCCCCUACCCUGGACGACGCUGGGCCAAUUGUGCGCCGCCCAUGAGUCUCCCGGUCGCGGCCGGCUGCGACAGAGCCUGGACUCGAACCAGGUUUUCCAUACGUAGAUCUCAAUUUUGUAUUCUUACUGCACCUGAAAUAGCUUUAACGUAACUGACGUUAAACCACUAUAUUGUGACUUAUGCGGGAUUGGAAGGCACAGACUAUUUCCCCAAAUUGAAAUGCUUAUAUUACCCAGAAUGCCUCUUGUCUAUGACAGCAUUGCUCCGCUCUGGUCCUUAUCAUUGGAAUGGGAUGUGCUUUUUUCAUGGAAUAAUUAUUUAAUUAGGUGGCCUAAUAAGCUUUUCAGUUGGCCAAGGUAGGUCUUUCAGCCCAUCUCACUAAUUGGCUGCAGCAGAACUUUCCAGGCGCAUGACAAAACACCAGUAGUGAUCAAAGUGCAAAUUCCAGGGAAAAAGUAAAAAGUAAUAUGAUUAUUUGUGCAUGUGUGUGUGUGUGCAUGUGAGAGAGAAACCUCGUGCAAGGGUUUCCGAGAUUUUUAAAAAUGUGUAUCAAUUCCAUUAGGAAAAUAUGUGUACAAUUUUAAAUGGAAAGAAUAUAUAAUAACAUUAUCUUUUUGUGAGCUUACAGAAACUCAGUUGUUAAUUACAGAAACACAGUAAUUAACAUGGGAUGUGUCUUGUGUUUGAUUUUCCAGGUGACAGCAUCAGAGGUUCUGCCAGAAAGCAUGUUCAUACCAGUACCAGGCCCAGACAGAGAGGCACAAAGCAGCACCCCACAGGCCACGGCUAACUCCAGCUCUGAAGAUAUCAAGAAACAAGCCGGUCAGUAUAGCACCAUGUAUUUACCACUGCUUAUGUGAAGGAUAGCGAUGGCACUGUUCUCAUUACACAGUCUCCCUUUGGAAAAUGUAAUGAAAAUGCAGGUGAUCAUGCCAAGGCCAUCAUUGACAACAAAGGAAAAAUUUAUGAUUCCUGCAUCUGCAGGAGUCUGAAUUAGUUAUUACUUCUGUGUGUUGCAACCUCCCCCCUCCCUUGGGAUUCUGAAAUGAUACAUGCGUCAAUGACUCCUAAGUAAAGAUAAGAUGUCCUCUGUUGAAAUUAAAUGUUCUUGCACAAAGACUCUGCUUAUGUGGGAGCCUCUUUAAUUCAUUUUUUCUUUCUCUUUAUUUAUUGACAGAACCAUCAGAUGCUGAGUCUGAGAAAGGGGUCUCACUGCCUAUAGAAAUAGCUGAAGCUCGCAAGUCACCUCUGGAGGAUCAGCAGUCUGGAAGGGAAGACACAGGAUUCCUGUGUUGGAAGAAAGGCUGUAACCAGGUCUUCAAGUCCUCCAACUCCCUCCAGGUGCACUUCAACGAGGUUCACAACAAAAGGCCUCAACUGCCUGUCUCAGACCGGCAUGUCUACAAGUACCGCUGCAACCAGUGCAGCCUGGCCUUCAAGACGGUGGAGAAACUGCAGCUGCACUCACAGUACCACGUCAUCAGAGCAGCCACGAUGUGCUGCCUCUGUCAACGCAGCUUCAGGACCCUGCAGGCCUUGAAGAAACAUUUGGAGACCAGCCACCUAGAGUUGAGCGAGGCUGACAUCCAACAGCUCUACGGAGGCUUACUGAUGAACGGAGACCUUAUGGUCAUGGGAGAUCCAUCACUUGGAGAGGACCACGGAGGACUGGGAGAAGAUGACAAAGAGGGAGAGGACAGUGACCAAGAGGAGAAGCAAAGCCCAACAGGCAGCGACUCUGGCUCAUUGCUAGAAGAUUUUGGAUCAGAGCCCAAGCGUGCCCUGCCAUUCAGGAAAGGUCCUAACUUUACCAUGGAGAAGUUCCUGGACCCAUCUCGUCCUUUCAAGUGCACGGUGUGCAAAGAGUCAUUCACACAGAAGAACAUCCUUCUGGUUCACUAUAACUCUGUCUCACACCUGCACAAGGUCAAGCGGGCCCUACAGGAGUCCACUACUGGUCAACCAGAGCCCACCAGCAGCCCUGACAAUAAACCAUUCAAGUGCAGCACUUGCAACGUGGCUUACAGCCAGAGCUCUACUCUAGAGAUCCACAUGCGCUCUGUCCUCCACCAGACCAAGGCCCGCGCAGCCAAGCUUGAAGCAGCAGGAGGAAACACCAGCUCCAGCAGUGGCUCUGGAUUAAGUGGCGGUGGAUCCACCAUCAGCACUUCAACUCCAAGCCCGAGCCCAGCUACUAACUCAACAACCAGCUCCAGCAACCACAGCUCUUCUGGGGCUCAGACUACACAGAGUAUUCUUGGAGGCAACCACAUGAGCCAGUCUCACAGCAUUGAAAGCCUUGGGAACUCCUCGAUGACUUGUCAUCCGUCACCGUCUGAAAACCAUGAAUCGAAAAAGAAGAAAUUUGCAGACAUGCUCUCUGCAAGGGGACAGCAGCAGCAGCAGCAGCAGCAGCAGCUUCAGCAGCAACAGCAACAGCAGUUGGCUCAGGCCCAAGCCCAAGCCCAGGCCCAGCUCCAACAAGAGCUCCAGCAGCAAGCUGCCCUCAUCCAGUCCCAGCUCUUCAACCCAGCACUUCUGCAGCACUUCCCCAUGACAACUGAUGCUCUUCACUCACUGCAGCAACAGCAGCUGCUCUUCCCUUUCUACAUCCCUGGAGCAGAAUUCCAACUGAACCCAGAGAUGAACCUCAACAGUUCUGCACUUGGCCUGUCAAGCUCCUCUGCCAACUCACUGUUGGAGGACCUGAAGAACUCUGCCCAGCAGGCUCAGGCUCAGAGCUGCCUGCAACAGCAGCUGAUGCACCACCACCUUCAGCAGCAGCACCAACAACAGCAGGCCCAAGCCCAUUCUCAGGCCCAGGGCCAGAUGGCUUUGCUUCAGCAGAGUGCCAAUCUCCUUCACCAGGCUGAGAAAAAGCAGAAGGCUGCUGCCGCCCACAAUGAGAAGCAAGAGAGAGAAAGGGAAAUACAAAGAGAAAAAGACCUAAGAGAGAAAAUUGAGGAACAUGUCACAAAAGACAGCUCUGACAACAAGUCAAACGAAAAGAAGGAUAUGCAACAGACUGCAAUGAACUCCAACCACGAUCCUGGCUUUCCUCCACCAAGGAUUGCUUCAGAUGCUCGUGGAAAUGCCACUAAAGCCCUUCUGGAGAACUUUGGGUUUGAGCUAGUGAUUCAAUACAAUGAAAACAAGCAGAAAGCUCAGAAGAAGCCAGCUGGGCCGGGACCAGCUGGAACAAGCACGCCUGGUGGGAUCAUAAGAGUGGUGGACCCCAUCGAGGGAUUGGAGAAGCUGGAAUGUGAGGCCUGUGGAAAGCUAUUUUCAAACAUACUGAUUCUGAAGAGUCAUCAGGAGCACAUCCAUCAGGCCUUCUUCCCAUUCCGCUCCCUGGAGAGAUUUGCCAAGGAAUACAGAGAGCAAUAUGACAAACUGUAUCCACUCAGACCCCAGACACCAGAGGCUGCUCCCCCUGCUCCUCCACCUCCUCCUCCUCCUCCUCCUCCACCUCCACCCCCUCCGCAGAGAGCCCCAACACCAAAUAUUCCUGUCUCUGCUCCCUCCAUCACACCCCCAACUGUGUCGACCCCACAGCCUCCAGUUCAAAUGGCUCAAAUUCCCAUGCCAAUGGAUAUGCCCCUCUUCUCACCACUCAUGAUGCAGUCAAUGUCUCUACAGUCCAUGCCCUCUCAAAUGCAAUCCCAGAUGUCAUCUGUGGAGUCACAGUCACUGGCUAACGAUCUGGCCCAGCUUUACCAACAGCAGCUCACACCAGCCAUGCUACAGCAGCAGCAGAAUAAGAGGCCCCGGACACGUAUCACUGAUGACCAGCUUAGGGUCCUUCGGCAGUACUUUGACAUCAACAACUCCCCCAAUGAGGAGCAGAUUAAAGAGAUGGCAGAUAAGUCAGGGCUGCCCCAGAAAGUAAUCAAACACUGGUUCCGCAACACCCUCUUCAAAGAGCGCCAGCGCAACAAAGACUCACCCUACAACUUCAACAACCCACCCAUUACCACUCUGGAGGAUACCAAAAUUGACUCUAAACCCCCUUCCCCUGAGCCUCAAAGACAGGAGUGUUAUGGGAGUAAGAGAUCCUCAAGAACAAGGUUUACAGACUACCAAUUGAGGGUGCUUCAGGACUUCUUUGAUGCUAACGCCUACCCCAAAGAUGAUGAAUUUGAACAGCUCUCCAACCUCCUGAGCCUCCCCACCCGUGUCAUUGUGGUGUGGUUCCAAAAUGCUCGUCAGAAGGCACGCAAGAAUUACGAAAACCAGGGGGAUGGAAGCAAAGACGGUGAGCGAAGAGAGCUGUCCAAUGACCGUUACAUUCGCACCACCAACCUGAACUACCAGUGCAAGAAAUGCAGUCUGGUUUUCCAGCGUAUAUUUGACCUCAUAAAGCACCAAAAGAAGCUGUGUUACAAAGAUGAAGAUGAUGAUGGGCAAUACGACAGCCAAAACGAGGACUCUAUGGAUCUUUCGCAUGAAUACUACACCCCCUCUGGUUCCUCUUGUCUCACCCCUAUGCCUUCCUCCUCAAGCCUCUGCCCUCUCCCUCCCUCCACCUCAGCUUUCUCCCACCUAUCAUCCUCUGAGAAGGAAGAAGCCUCACCAGCUAACACAUCAAACUCUUAUGAUGAGAAGCCCAAACAUUCGGCUGAAAUGUCCUCAGAUCCACGUGAGCACCAGACCACCAUCAAACAGGAGACUGUGCAUCAGCCACAAUCUGAGACUCAACAUCAGAGAAGAGAAGCACGAGAGGAGAAGCCACAAACAGCCCCAAAGACAAACAAGCAUUCUUCUCCUUCCCUCUCGCAGCAGCAACGUGAGUGUGGUCCCUCAGCCUCUCAGACAAUCCAGGCUGAGAGAACUUCUCAGAGCUCCCACAUGGGCCUCAACCCUCACAUGAGCUCUGCAUCACAACAACAGCUGGCACAGCAAAUUAUCCAAUACCAGUGUGAGCAGUGCAAGCUUGGCUUCCCAUCCUUUGAGCACUGGCAGGAGCACCAGCAACUCCAUUUCCUCUCUGUGCAAAACCAAUUCAUCCACCCUCAGUUCUUGGACCGGCCCAAUGGACAUGCCCUUCAUGUUGUUUGA